Messenger RNA from Meloidogyne enterolobii, 4922 nucleotides. The record is from the annotation of a GenBank genome assembly. NCBI's taxonomy places the organism in Eukaryota, Metazoa, Nematoda, Chromadorea, Rhabditida, Meloidogynidae.
AUGAGCAAUAGUAAUUUACAAGAUGGUCCUGACAGACUUUUAUUUGAAUAUUUUAUUGUGGCAGGAUUAAAUGACAAAGAAAAUUGUGAUGAAUUUCCGGCUCAUUCUUCCGAUGGAAAAUUGAAUAGUGGAGAAGCAAAGGCUCCAAUAACUGAUAUUUGUGUUGUUAUUUCAAGUGCAGGAGAAACAACACCUGUUGACUUUGAAAGAAUAGAAACAACACCUUCUGGCUAUUUGGCUAAUUUAAAUCACGGGUCUAUACGUUCUACAGCUUGUUUUGUUUGUUUUAAACGCGGAUAUCAUAAACCGCCACUUAUUGACCUUGGAAUUCUGGAUGAAAGCAGAGGAGAGAAACCUUGCAGUGAUGCAACUGUAAUUGAAAAAACUCCUUAUGGUCUUUCGGCAAAUAUUAGCAAUAGCAAUUCUCAAAGCCUUUAUUUUACAUUUAGACGUGCUAAACCAGAUGCUCCUCCACAUCAACUUGUCAUUACAGAUAUUUGUGUUAUUUUAGAAAACAAAAAUGAGCAGCCUCCCCAUACUUAUUACAAAAUCCCAAAAAAUCUGAAUAGAAGUAUGCUUGGUUCGGAAGUCUAUAUUUGUUUUAAAAAGUCCCAGAUGAUGUGCAAACGUUUAGCUUAUAGAGCUAGUGUUUUGGAUUGUUUUCCACCUCUCAAAAGUGAUGAAGACUCAAUUCUUGUUCAAAAUGUUCCAAAAUUUUUUCUUCCGAUGGGGGCUUCAAUUGAAGCUUGGCCUGAAAGUUGUGUUGGUUCCGAAAAGAAUUCUAGCUCACGGACAUUUAGCACUUGUGUUUUUACUGAUGAGGCAUAUAAUAAAUAUUAUGGCGCCUCUGUAACAUUUUUUGAACCAUACACAAAUACUUUAACCGACGAACAAUUAGAAAAAUUUGAUCUAGGAGAGGACUUUAUAAAAUGUCCAAAAUCUAUAGAGUCGUCUACUCCAUCAAUUUCAAAUUCUGUGGAUAAAAAAGAAGUUGAGGAAGAGGGUGUUGCUACAAAUCAAGAAAAUUACCUCUUUUAUUGUAAUAAAGCAAUUUGUAUUGUUUCUCGUUAUCCAUUCUUCGAGCCAUUCCGACGCUUUCUCUUCUUUCUUUUAAAUUCUGUAACUGUUGGAAAAUCAAAAAUUCCUAUUGAGCGUUAUAUUUCGCAUUUGAUGUAUGAAGUUCCGUUCCCUUCGCCAUCUCGUCCACGAAUUUUAAUGGAACUUGGAAACGACAUGAUCGAUUUAAAGAGCAGUGACGACAGCCAAAUCCCUCUCACUGGUGCUGAUUUUUUUGAAACUCUAAAGUGCCUUGGAACAGAAAAUUUGCUUUAUGCUAUGCUUCUAACACUUUUAGAACAAAAAAUUUUGGUUCAUUCUUUACGUCCUUGGCUUUUAGCAUCUGUGACGGAAACAUUUUGUGCAAUGAUUUUUCCUUUUUCUUGGCAUUUACCUUAUAUUCCGCAAUGCCCUUUAGAAGUUGCUGAUAUUUUUCAUGCUCCACUUUCUUUUAUGGCAGGAGUUGAUUCGAGAUAUUUUGACUUAAAAGAAGACCCUCCUUCUGACGUUACUUGUUUCGAUUUGGACACUGCCACAAUAAGCAAAUCAAGUGUUAGGAAAUUCUACAAACUGGAUAUGUUGCCUAAAAAGCCUCUAAAAAGACUUCGUAAUGUUUUGGAUGAAAUUUCUAUCAAAACUACUAUAGAAAAUGCCUCUUCUAGAACUGAAAAGGACAACGAAAAGUUGUAUUUACAAAAAAUUCAGUCAGAAACAGCAAUUCGGGAAGCGUUUCUAAAAUUUGUUUGUUCUUUAAUGGAUGGCUAUUUGGAUUAUCUUCGCCCACUUUUAAGCUCUCCAAAAAGUGAAGAAGAAUUAGACAUCAAUCGCUUAUUUGAUUGGAAUCUUUUUCUUCAUUCUCGUGACAAACACUCUUCUUUAUUUUAUCAAAAAUUUCGUGAGACAACUUGCUUCAUUCGAUUUAUCGAGGAACGUUCUGGUGCUUUGUCUGAAAGGGGAGAAGUUGGAAGUGGUUCUGUUGAUAGAAGCAUUUAUUAUAUAUUUUUUGAUGAUUGUAUUUCAAAAAUUAAUACAGAAUUGCAAAAUGCUGUGAGCAGUAAAGACAGAGCAGCAGCUAAAGAGCGUGUAAACAAUUUACGUCUACUCGAUGCUGAUUCAAUCCGUGCUAAUCGAACUGUGGUUAUUCAGGCACCACAAAUGCUCAAUCCAGAAUUUAAAGAUACAACUUUUACUUUCACUUCUUUUCCUCAUCGUUUUUGCGAGAAGCUUUUUGAACGUGACUUUAUACGAAAUGCAGCUGCAUCUCGUCCACCUCAACAUUAUCUUCACUCUAGUACAAAAUUAGGCAAUAAAAAUAUUGUUUUGCGGACUCGUCAAGAAAUUCGAAAAUCGAUGUCAGAUACAUCAAUCCUUUAUCAUCAAAAUAUAAUGUAUUGGCCUCGUUCUGUCCUUUUCUUUGCUUAUUCAAUUUGGUUUAUGCAACUUCCGUCAAUGUUGGCUUUGGCUAGAAGUAAAAAGAAAAUGUUGAUUCUUGGAUUAAGAGUUAUUUCUCGAAUGGAACAGUUAAUGUUGCCUAUUCAUGAUCAAAUAUGUUAUAGAGUUCUAAUGCAACUUUGUGGUGAUUAUGAUCAUCCUGAAUUGGCUGUUUAUAUUUUGCGAAAAAUGCUUCGAAUUGGGAUUGUCCCAAAUGCUGUUACAUAUAAAGUUUACCAUCAGGCAUUGAUAAAAGGUAAUUGGCCUUCUGAAAAGAGAAUUUGUGCAAUUAAUUCUUGGAGAAAACUUCGUUUAUGUUUAGAAGUUUGUAUUAGAUUUAAACAAUUUCUGCCACAGUUUGAUACAUCUUCCGAAUUUGUGGAACAGGAGGCAUCACCAAAAAAUACUUCUGAUGAACUGGUGAAUAAUACAGAGGAUCAAGAAAGUAUUGUUAAAGAAACUGGUAUUAUUAACGAUGAGAUUGAAGUAAAUGAUGAUAAAAACCCCUCAAUUAUUCAAAAUCAUCAAGAAAACAAUUCGAACAACGUCGAUGGCUACUUUGACCCUUUAGGCGCAGAAAUUUUAAAUAAAAAACGGACAGAAACAAAUACAGUCUCUAAUCAAAUCAAAAACACGCCUUUAAUGGAAAAAGCUCAAUCUCGUCUAAAGAAAUCGCCAAAUGGCAAAAAUGCAAUUAUUAAAGUUAAAAAUACUUCUUUUAUUAGCCCAAGUCGAGAAAAAUUUAUGAAAGAACAUUCUGCUUCCCCUUUUGCUUUAGAAGACGAAGGACAGUCAUUUGCAGACAAAAUGUCUCUAAAUAGCGAGAAAAAGAAAAGAAGAUCAUUACGACUAGGUGGAUCUUGGUUUAAAAAUUUUGCUUCAAAUUCACCAAUUCUCAAUACUUUAAUGAAUCGAAGUCACACAACUGAAAAUCUUGAAAAAAUGAGCAAAGAUGGCGGAAGCAGUAUGAAUUCAGAUACUGCAUCUGCUUCUACUUCUGCUUUAAGUGUAACUCCAAAUUUGUUCACUCUGGCUAAUAAAAUGAGAAAGAAAGCAUUGAGAACUUAUAAUGAAGUUUUGGGACCAGCGACUGAAUUACUCGAACGUUCAGGGAUUAAUCCUGCUAGAAUACUCAAUGAGGCAAAGUUAAAUCUCAGUAAAUCUUAUCAAAAUCCUGAUCAAUCACUUCUUUCUACAAUUUCCUCGUCAAAUAAUAAUUUAAUGGAAGCAGGCGGGGACUUUUUCUUUCGUUGUACAAGAAAUGCCAAGGAUCUUAUCUCAAUUAGUUAUUGGAUGCAAGAAGUUAUUCCUGAUGAUAAUACAGAACUAAAAAAUGUCUGGUUAAGAAAAAAGGAAGAUGAUGAUUCUUUUUUGCCUGAAGACUUUCUUGAUGUUUUUAUUUGUUCUUCCUCAAUUUGUUCAAAUUGUGAACAAGCUGUUUAUGAUGAUGAACUUACUCUUGGUUGGUGUGUCGAUGAUGCUAAUUUAAACAGUGUUUGCCCUAAUUGCCAGCACAAUUUCUUACCUUCACUUAAAAUUUGUAUAAGAGUAAGGGAAUUGCAACAAAUACCUAUUGACCAACAACAAAGCCCUAACUCGACAGGAACUUCAUCUUUUUCUGUUACUAAUACUUCUGGAAAGAUAGUCCAAGCCUUUACUGUUCCAUAUGUUAAUCCAUUGGUAUUACGACGUGAAUUGGAAACACUUUUGAUAGAAGAUGGUCUUUCAAUUCUUGGAAGGCCGUCAAUGCGCAUUUCCCAUCCAAUUAUCUUUUGGAAUAUGUUCUAUUAUUGUCGUCGUCUUGAACUUCCAACACAUUUACUUACUUGGGUAUCUCCAGCUGUUGUCAUUCAUUGUGUGCAGAAUAUGUUGAGACUACCUUCACAAGAAGAUGAGGAGGAUACAGUGCAGAAAAAUUAAAAUCUGGUGGGAGCCCUUUAAAUUUAUUCUUUUAAAAAUUAAAAAAAUUAUUAAAUAAAAUAUGUAUAAUUUAAAAAUUAAUAAAUUUAAUUUUAUUAAAAAAUUUAAUUUUUUGCGUGAAGAUCGUUUAUGCAAUUGUUCCUUUAAUUGUUCUUUUUUCUCUCCCAAAUUUCUUAUUUGACAAUCAAAAGAAUUUUUUACUUUACCCAUUUAAGAUAACGAGAUAUACUUCUUUAAAAUAAUUUUUUAAUCUUGUUGUCAUGGUAAUCUUUCCGCCUACGUUUUUUCUUCUUUCCUCUAACGGUCUCUCCGACCCAUACCCGCUUAUCUAGCAAUAUUUCUCUAUCAAGAAUUGUUCUAUUUCCAUAUUUUUUCGUCUUUACUUCGUAUUUAUGGGGCGCAAUGGCUACGUGUUAUUACUUUUCGUUUUUUAUUAAGCCUUUUUUAGCGAAAACCCUCAAUAACUCAGGUAAUGCGCCAAGCCUUUCAAGUGCACACAAUGUGUAUUUUUUCUU